UUAUUCUGUUUUUUGCAGACCAAGAAGAGGAGGAACAACGGUCGUGCUAAGAAGGGCCGUGGGCACGUGCAGCCCAUCCGCUGCACCAACUGUGCCCGUUGUGUCCCCAAGGACAAGGCCAUCAAGAAGUUUGUGAUCAGGAAUAUCGUGGAGGCAGCAGCCGUGAGAGACAUCUCGGAGGCCAGCGUCUUCGACUCAUAUAUUCUGCCCAAGCUCUAUGUGAAGCUGCACUACUGUGUCAGCUGUGCCAUCCACAGCAAGGUGGUGAGGAACCGCUCCUGUGAGGCCAGGAAGGACCGCACCCCACCACCCAGAUUCAGGCCGGCUGCUGGUGCACCAAGAGCUCCUCCGAAGCCCAUGUAAAGCAGAAAUUGAAAAUGCUGUAAACCUGACAAAUAAAUGGAGAAAAAUCUUUACAAAAACA
Molecule: messenger RNA, 424 nt
Organism: Oreochromis aureus
Lineage: Eukaryota; Metazoa; Chordata; Actinopteri; Cichliformes; Cichlidae
Product: 40S ribosomal protein S26
Exons: 3
Biological process (GO): translation
Cellular component (GO): cytosolic small ribosomal subunit; ribosome
Molecular function (GO): mRNA binding; structural constituent of ribosome
Source: RefSeq, a predicted model, not a curated record